AUGCAAUUGAUCUUUGAAAUUAGAAGACCACCGAUCUUUGUUGGACCAAUCGAUCAGUAUAGAGAUGCGGAUGCCUUCCUUCUAGUCUACAGCACAACUUCUCGCGAAACGUUCACCAGAAUUGAACACCAUUACAAUCGUAUCAUCUCGGUUAAACGAUGCACCUGUUGCGGGGUACCUUUGGCUCACCGGAGGUCCGCAUUCUCAAUUCCCAUAAUGUUAGCCGGCGAUAACUUCGACAAGGUAGACAAACGUGAGGUCUCACGUGAAGAAGGUGUGAGGUUGGCCGAGAGAUUGGGAUGUGGGUUCUUGGAGACCUCGACCAAGACUACGUUGAAUGUGGAAAUAUGUUUUUAUACGUUGGUUAGGAUGAUCAGGGAAAAUCGGGAAAGGGGAAAAAUGAUUGAGGCGGACAGGAGUGAGAGUGAACGGCCCAGGGGGGAAGAUAAAGAGUUGAAGAAGAAAGGUAAGACGUUGAGAAACGUCAUAUGUUGCGGUGACUAG
This is a messenger RNA of Acaulospora colombiana, 504 nucleotides long. NCBI's taxonomy places the organism in Eukaryota, Fungi, Glomeromycota, Glomeromycetes, Diversisporales, Acaulosporaceae. The record is from the annotation of a GenBank genome assembly.